CCAGGCACGGGGGUGCGCGUAUAAACACACACACACACACACAGACAUGAUUUCAUUUCAGGGCGAGCGAGCAUGACUGAAGAAUGAGAAUGAGAGACGCGAGGGGGGGUUGGUAGAGAGACAGUUGAAGCAGAGAGAGAGAGAGACUGAGCGUGUGCAGAUCAGUCGUCAGCAGGGAGAGGAGACUUCUGAGGAGAAGUCAGACAGAACAGAGCGGGAAUCAAACCGACGACCUGCUGAGGACGAGGAGCUGCUUCUGUCGACAGGAGGAAAAGGUGUGUGUCGCCAUGGCUCUAGGUGUGUGUGUGUUGCUGAGUGUCUGUGUUGGUGUGUGCGUGGCGUUUAACCUCGACACGUCAUUCCCACUGCUGAAGAAGGGUGGAGACGGGAGUCUGUUUGGACUGUCUGUGGCCCUGCACCAAGACCUGAAGACAGAAGCUUACCUGCUAUUGGUUGGAGCUCCCAGGGAAAAGGCGGAGCGUGAUGUUCCAGCCAAUCGAACAGGAGGAGUAUACAGCUGCCCGAUAACAGCGGACCAAUCAGACUGCAGCAGGAUGAAGCUCAUAGAUCCGAAUGUCAACCUGUCUGAGGACCUGAUUGAAGACAUGUGGUUGGGCGUCUCAGUGGCCAGUCAGGGCCGACCUGGAGGGAGGGUCCUGGCCUGUGGUCAUCGGUUCAUUAAACUCUAUGGGCCACUGAAACUCAGGCAAAUGAUUGGUCGAUGUUAUCUCCGUGGAAACGACUUGCAGUACAACCACAGCGAUAUGCACUGGCAGAACCCAGACCAGGCCUGCAAUCAUCAGGGUGAUGUCAGAGCUGAGGUCAUGUGUAACAUGGGGAUUUCAGCGUCCAUCACUCAGACUGAAAUCAUCGUCGGAUCACCUGGAAGCUACGAAUGGCAAGGAAAUGUCCACGUCUCCUGGAUGAAUCCACAUGACAUUUUCGACACCCGGAGGAGCUCCUUCCCCAACAUGGUCCGCAGGAACGUUUAUAUAGGAUAUUCAGUCACUCAGGCUCGCCGUCUUCUCUCUGAGGAAGAGGAAACCAUAGUAACAGGAGCUCCAAAGGACAGUAAAGAUGACGCUCGUGGCUCCGUGCUGCUGGCAGUGAAACGCCAUCAUCAGCUUAUUACUCAGCUGACUCUGCACGGUGAACAGACGGGCUCGUACUUCGGUAAUGCCGUAGCAACAACUGACCUCAACAACGAUGGGUGGAACGACCUGCUGGUGGGCGCUCCUUUUUAUUUCCAUCGUCAGCAGGAGGCAGGCGGGGCAGUUUAUGUCUACAUGAACUCAGGAGGAAGGUUUGAUUCUGGGCCCAGCGUGGUGCUGAAAGGACCGGCCCGAUCUGCAUUCGGCAUGGCUGUUACCGCCACCGGAGACCUAAACCAAGAUGGCUUCCAGGACUUUGCAGUUGGAGCGCCUUUCCAUGAAACAGGAACUGUGAUGAUCUGGACCGGGAGUCAUGAGGGGGUCUCUACGGAACCGAGCCAGGUGAUCAGCGGCAGCAGCGUCUCUCCGGGGUUCAGGACGUUCGGCUACUCCCUGUCCGCAGGUCUGGAUGUUGAUGGGAACAGAUAUCCAGACGUGGUGGUGGGUUCUCUGGACGACACUGUCGCUUUGCUCAGAACUCGUCCAGUCAUCCACCUUAAUAAAACACUCAGAGUUUCUCCGGACAUCGUCAACCCCAACAGCUGCAACUUCUGUAUUCAGGUGGAGGUGUGUUUCUCCUACAUCUUCAGCACCGGAGAGAAAAGCGACAGCGACAACAUCACCGUCCACUUCACUGUGUCCGCUGAUGUCAGCAGCCUCAAGUCCCGCCUCCGUUUCCAUGACAACGGCCAAAGCGUGUACUCCAGUUACCUGUCAAUGCCACAAAAACAAUGUGAAUCACUGUCAGUCGGACUGCUGAGUCCAGUCCAAGACAAAAUAGAACCUCUGGUGUUCUCCCUGAACGUCUCUCUGUACAAGAAGCUUCCGAAGAAAAGGAGUGCUGUACAGGAUCUGAGACGCCUCCCUGUGCUGAGCCAGACACCCCAACCCAUCAGAACCAAGAUCCAUAUCCAGAAGGCUUGUGGCUCUGAUAACCGUUGCCACAGUAACCUGCAGAUGACGGCCCGAUUCACAGAUGAAAACCAGAAACCCUUCCCCAUGCAGGAGGGUAGUCAAGUGUUGCACUACAACGCCAGCAUAAGCAGAUUGUUUCUGGAGGUUGUUGUCACCAACACACCAUCACUGGGCCAACCAGCUGAGGAUGCUCACAAUGCCAUUGUGAACAUUAGCAUCCCGCCAUCACUCAUAUACUCUGGAGUUCGAACAAAGAUUGUGAAGGGUGACACCACAGCAGCACUGAAGUGUCUUGUUGAAGACAUUGUUCUUCUGUGUGAACUGGGGAACCCAUUCAAAAGCAACCAGGAGGUUAAGGUGUUGAUCAUAUUUCAGCCGUCUGAGAUCAGUUUGGACACCAGAGAGAUUCAGUCACUGCUGCAGCUGUCCACUCUCAGCGAACAGUCAGAUCUGUUUCCCGUCUCUGUCUCCAUGUUGGUGGAGUAUUCACUGCAGACAUCCCUCACUCUAAUCAAUCCACCUGGGCCCACAUCCUUCAGUGGUCAUGUGAUCGGUGAGUCAGCCAUGAGGAAGACGGAGGACAUUGGCAGUCUGCUACUCUUCACUUUACAGGUGCACAUCAACGGGAAGCCACUGGGUCACCUUGGCAACCUGGAGGUGGAGUUUGAUUGGCCGAGGGUGGUGUCCAAUGGGAAGUGGCUGCUGUACCUGACAGAGAUCCAAGUGAACGGAACCUUGGAGCCUCGCUGCAAUCCACCCGGCAACAUCAUCAACACUCUCAACCUCACGAUGUCAAAGGAGGAGAAGAAGAACAGGGGGAGGAGGAGUCGGGGGGAGGCGGUGGAGAAGGAGAAGAGGGAGAAGCAGACUGAAAGAAUUCUACCUGUCCUCCACCUGCAGGGACAGAAGAAGAAGUCCUUCACUCUGGACUGUGCGCACGGGGCUAAAUGUGUGACAUUCGUCUGUCCAUUGAUCAACAUGAACAAGUCAGCGAUACUGACAGUCAGAGCCAGGCUGUGGAACGCCACCAUGAUCGAGGAGUACAGCGAUGUAAGGAGCGUCGUGGUUCGUGCCCGGGCGACUCUGAAACUGCAGACUAACAAACCCACCAUCAACAUGGAGCCUCACAGCACAGAGAUUGGGGUCUACAUUUAUCCGGACCUGGGACAGCAGGUGAACUCCGGCGCCCCCUUGUGGAUUAUUGUGGUGUCCGUCCUGGCUGGAGUCUUACUUCUGGCUCUGAUCUGCCUGCUGCUCUGGAAGUGUGGCUUCUUUGUGCGUCGAACGGCAUGGCAGACCGCAGCGCUGCACCAGGGGAGGAUUAUGGGUGAACACGAGCAGCAGCAGUACACAGACUCUAAUUGUUUCCUGGUUCAGGACCACAUCCCCUCAUUCAGGAACAGGAAGUCACAGAAACACUGGGUCACCUCCUGGACCGAGACUCACUGAGACACUGGCAAACAUGUCCUGAACCAGACCAGACCAGACCAAACCAGAUCAACACACUGCCAGACUAAAUGUGUGUGUGUGUGUUAUGUGACAACCCCUUAACUUGUUUACAUUCACUCCAGUGUGUAUUAAAAGUGGAGAUAUGAGGUUUUCAGCUGACAUUCUAAGUCGGUUAAUGUGGAUGUAAAUAUUUGUUUGUAAACAGCAGAUGGUGAUUUUUGUUUAUGUGGAAGAUUCAGUUUAUCAUUUCUGUUACUGAAUCAUUUCGUUUUCCCAGCAUGCUCCUGUAAGGCCUCUGAGUAAUUCAGUGUUAUUUAUUCAGCUCAUUCCACGAUCGAUAGCCUGACCCCAGAUCAGCACUGAAGGCGACGAGAAAAGAUUUUCAGUGAUAACAUCGUCCACGUGUCCAGAUCAUGGAUCGACUAAUAGAUGUGAUACGGCGCCUCCACUCAGCUGGUGGUCAGUCAUGGUACUGCAGCUAAGACCUCCAUUAUAUAUAUAACGUAUUGAUAAAGCUACCGACUCCUCCAACUGCAAACAAGCUCAGUUAUUACUUUUCAUAUUGAUCAAAUUCUAAUAUAUGAAGGUUUUAUAUUUGAUCAAUUUUCCCAGAGACUAGAAAAGACAUUUUUACCUGAGUGACAAUGAUAAAAUCAGUGUUGACAGGUUUUCAUGUGAUCUGAUUAUUUUGUUUUUAAAGGGCUGCUUGUAAACUCCUCGCUCUUCUUUUAGAAAGCUGGAAUUAUUUUGUGUUAUUUUCAGGUGCUGAAGGAUCUGUGUUUUUAUAUAACUGAUAUUUCUGACAGCACUUGAACGUAGCAGCAGUGUAUGUGUAAAAUCCUCUGUCCUGUUCAGGUUGUGUGGUUGUGGUGUGUAAUCACUGGGCUGCAGUGUUUAUCAGUAUACUCUCUGGUAAUAUUAAAGUAUUUUGGUAGU
Toxotes jaculatrix (banded archerfish) is the source of this 4451-nucleotide messenger RNA. Its product is annotated as integrin alpha-3-like. NCBI's taxonomy places the organism in Eukaryota, Metazoa, Chordata, Actinopteri, Toxotidae. Bases 288 to 3515 code for a protein of 1075 amino acids. The transcript has 28 exons. Gene Ontology annotation, biological process: cell-cell adhesion; integrin-mediated signaling pathway; leukocyte migration. The record is from RefSeq and is a predicted model, not a curated record. Gene Ontology annotation, molecular function: integrin binding. Gene Ontology annotation, cellular component: integrin complex; external side of plasma membrane.